Protopterus annectens (West African lungfish) is the source of this 2765-nucleotide messenger RNA. RefSeq names its product TAR DNA-binding protein 43-like. Gene Ontology annotation, cellular component: nucleoplasm. The transcript has 6 exons. Gene Ontology annotation, biological process: regulation of gene expression. Bases 359 to 1585 code for a protein of 408 amino acids. NCBI's taxonomy places the organism in Eukaryota, Metazoa, Chordata, Ceratodontiformes, Protopteridae. The record is from RefSeq and is a predicted model, not a curated record. Gene Ontology annotation, molecular function: RNA binding.
AGAAAGGCAAUCAAUGCGUUUGUGACGUAAGGUGUCCUUUUCACCAAACUAGGCCCCGUGUGUUGUCUGAAAAACAGGGUCUCCAAAGUGGGUUUAUCCUUUUCUCUAAAAGAAGGCGCACAAAGUCCAUUCAUAGCUGGUAUUAAAGCACUUUUCGCCACUAAUACCAAGCUUUUAAAAUUUACCGCUUUUAAAGUGACGACACCCGUUAUAUUCCCGAUUCAAUUGACGGGCCUGCUGUGCUAUAUAAACGACUUGGGCCUGAAGCACGCGUGAGGAAAACCUGAACAGAGCGAGUCCGGGUUCUAUAUGGAUUGCAAUAACGUUAGAGAUAAAGCCGAUACUGUAAUUAACUGCGAUGGCUGAAUACAUUCGCAUAACCGAAGAUGAGAAUGAGGAGCCUAUUGAAAUCCCCACAGAAGAUGAUGGCACCGUUCUCCUGUCUACAGUCACGGCUCAGUUUCCAGGAGCCUGCGGGUUGCGCUACCGCAAUCCUGUUUCGCAGAUAGCGCGUGGAGUCCGGCUAGUGGAGGGAAUUCUGCAUCCCCCUGAGACUGGUUGGUCUAACCUUGUUUUUAUCGUCAAUUAUCCUAAAGAUAAUAAAAGGAAAAUGGAUGAAAAUGAUGCAUCCUCGGCAGUAAAAGUGAAAAGAUCAGUACAGAAGACAUCUGACUUGAUAGUUCUUGGCCUUCCAUGGAAGACAACAGAGCAAGAUUUAAAAGAAUAUUUCAGCACAUUUGGUGACGUUAUUAUGGUGCAGGUUAAGAGAGAUGCAAAAAGUGGCAACUCAAAGGGAUUUGGCUUUGUCCGGUUUGCAGAGUUUGAGAGCCAAGUGAAAGUCAUGUCACAGCGGCACAUGAUAGAUGGAAGGUGGUGUGACUGCAAGUUGCCAAAUUCCAAAGUGGAUCCAGACGAGCCGUAUCGAUGCAGGAAAAUUUUUGUUGGGCGUUGCACUGAAGAUAUGACUACUGAAGACCUCAGGGAGUUUUUUGGUCAAUAUGGGGAAGUGACUGAUGUCUUCAUUCCAAAACCAUUUCGUGCCUUUGCAUUUGUUACAUUUGCUGAUGAUCAGGUGGCCCAGUCUCUCUGUGGAGAAGAUUUGAUUGUUAAAGGAGUCAGUGUUCAUGUAUCGACUGCAGAGCCUAAGCAAAAUAACAUGAGGGAAAUGGACAGAUUUGGCAGAUUUGGUAGCCCAGGCUUUGGGAACCAAGGCGGCUUCCCAAGCAGGGGAGGUCCAGGGCGCCCUGGAAUGGGAAGCCAGAACAGUAUGGGUGGUCAAGGGAUGAACUUUGGGGCUUUUAACAUUAACCCUGCUAUGAUGGCAGCAGCACAGGCAGCAUUGCAGAGUAGUUGGGGGAUGAUGAUGUCUAAUCAGCAGAAUCCAUCUGGAGGACCAUCGGGGAAUAAUCCAAAUCCAGGACCUAGAGAGCAUAACCAACCAUUUGCUGGGGGGAGUAAUUCCUAUGGGUCAAGUUCUGGAUCUUUAGGCUGGGGAUCAGGAGCAAAUGCACCUGGCUCUGGUGGGAGCUUCAAUUCUGGGUUUGGAUCCAGCAUGGAAUCAAAGUCCUCAGGGUGGGGAAUGUAGAAUAACAUCGUAGCGAGGAAUCACUCUUCCAGAUCGAUGGUAAGUAUGAAGUUCUCAGGAUAGAUUAAUUUCUGGAUAUAUGGUAUAGCAAAAUAUUUUUCAUACUUUUUAAUUUUAUGUCAAUGAUGGCGUCAAACAUUGUUCAGAUUUUAUGGGUAUUGAAACACCUUUACUGACUGAAAGCCACUGCCUGAUGGAUGGGUGGGCUGUAAAUGGUAUACAUUUUUUUUUUUUUUUUUGGUUUUAAGUGGGCUUGAGCUCUUGUUUAUUGCAUGACUAAGUUGAAACCAUUGGUUAGGAGAUGCACGGUUAGUCUUUAGUCCCCUUUAAACUCUUAUUUUUGGGAUACCCUAAUUUUUAAUCAGUUUUUCAGCACAGUUCUGCCGUUUCCAUGAUUUUCCAGAAUUGGAAAGCAAUCUCCACAGCUUCUCAGUGAUUUAUUUGGAGUACUUGAACAUUCCUGGGAGUAAAGAUAUUUCAUCAUACUGCAUUUUGACGGUGGGUGUUGUACUUUUAUCCACUACUCUUUAUUUCAUGGAAUCGUUUCAACGCACGACUGUGAUGUGGAAACCAGAAGGCUGUUUGGACUUAUGAAUCCUUGUGUGGGAUUGAUGUUGAUGCCAAGGAAUGAGAGGCUGGUAUGAUCGGGAGCAAGAGAGAGAGCAUGCAGACCUGUUGGUGCGAUAUGGAGUUUUGAACUUUGCAAGAUGUGACUUAGUCUCUGUGGCUUUGGUGAGAGUGUGCAGAGAGCAAAACUGGCAAAAAUGUACGAGUGUAUUGUACCUAGAAUGCAGUAUCUGUUGAGACCUUGUAGAAUUUUAUACCACAAAAAGUAGUUUAACAUGUAGAUGAAUGUUGAAUGUUGAAAAGUGUAAGGUAUUUGUAUCUCGUCUUCCCCCUCCCCUUGUCAACCUGAUGGAUGCUGUAUGGUGUGUGUGAUACUAACUUUAUUUGACCUGUGUGACCGUGAAAUGGUGAAAUUUGUUGAACACUGAGGAAGCAAGUAGUGAGGUUUAUGGCAGUUGUGUGCAGGUUAAUAAGUGAGCUCAGUGCGUCUUAAGAGGGUGAAGUCUAAAAGUUUGUAAGAAUUCAAAAGAAUGCAAAGGUUGCUUUAGCUGUGUUUUGUUCGAAUGAUUCCUUUGUAACGUGUUGAAUUUCUUAAUAAAAGUAUUUCAAGUAA